Scylla paramamosain (green mud crab) is the source of this 2409-nucleotide messenger RNA. RefSeq names its product carbohydrate sulfotransferase 10-like. Lineage: Eukaryota; Metazoa; Arthropoda; Malacostraca; Decapoda; Portunidae. The coding region runs from base 493 to 1866 and encodes 457 amino acids. Gene Ontology annotation, cellular component: membrane. The transcript has 6 exons. Gene Ontology annotation, molecular function: sulfotransferase activity. The record is from RefSeq and is a predicted model, not a curated record. Gene Ontology annotation, biological process: carbohydrate biosynthetic process.
CUCUCUCAGCGGGAUGGAAGAGUAUCACCACAUAUACAUGAUCCGUACGCUUCCAACAGAGAUAAUGUGUCACAAUAGUACAUAUGAUCAUAUGGCACCUCUUACUCGGAGGAACGGGAAUACAAGAAGUAUAAAAUAACAAACAUAUCGUCACCUGAGAUACUUUUUUCUAGACCCAAUAAUUGUACAUAAGUGCGUGUUCCUACAGAAUAUCGUAGUAAUAGUAAAGAGUAAAUAUAAAAAGAGAGACAGAGGCAAGGGUACGGAGGGGCAAGGAAGUGGCGGAGGUGGAGAGCAGAGAGGAUGGUUGAGCGACUGGCUGAGAAAGCGGCCAGACCUCUCCGGGUGAACAACAAAGUUACGGUGCAAAGUAUUAUUAUGUAACUGGUUCAAAUUCAUGUGACUUGUGAUAUAUCUUGCAGUGAAAAUUAGUGCAAAUGAUUAACGUGUGUGGCAUUUUCUUCUGAUCAUUCAUGAAUUAAGUUAGUAGACAUGUUUACUGCGAAAAAGUUCUUGAUAUCAUUAGUAAUAUUCACAGUGUUGUUAUACAUAAAUAUUAAUCUAACCAAAGUUACCAAAACUAAAAUCAUUGAGUACUACAAUGAUAUAAUGAAAGAAAGACAGUCGAGUGAAUGCUUUGACAGUUUUAUCAAAAUUAAACCGACGUUGAGACAGAAUAGAAAAUCUUUCAACAAAACCCAAGAUGAGCUUUUGUCAGUUGAUAUGAAGCUGACGACUGUCGCUCCCAAGGCUCCAGACGAGAUCGUGACACUAAGAAAAGAUGUUGAAGUUGUGUUUCCAAGCUUAAAUAACUGUUCCAUGCAAGAUUACAAACGACAAGUGAAGAGCAAACAUUUUAAGUCCAGGGCGUUCCUCUAUCCCUGUAAGAAGUGGCAGGAGCCGAAUCCAGGCGCCCUUUGGCCCAUGGUGGUGCCGCCAACCAAUGGCUCCGUCCUCAGGACGCUCCCCGUCCGUCACCAGGAUCCUGAGGUGGAGAGGCUUCUACAGCAGCAGGCGGCGGUACAGGCGGAUCGCGUGAGGCUCCUCACCGACACCUGCCUCCGUCAUCCGGAGCUGGCAACGAGGAGGCACUUCAAGAUAGUGUGGGACACCUCCAGGACGCCACCGCUCGUCUACUGUCCUAUCUACAAAGUGGCAUCCACUACUUGGUCAGUAUACUUCUUGCGUCUGGCUCACGUGAAACAAGGUGAAAAAAGCAAAAUGAAAAAAAUGGGAGACGUUCACACCCUGAUGAAUGACAAAUAUCCUCCACCAAAGACGAAUGAAGAGAAGAAUGCUUUGUUCCCCAAGUCCUUACGUUUCAUCACAGUGCGGCAUCCAUUUACCAGACUGCUCUCAGCUUAUAGGGACAAAAUCGAGAAUGUGAGUCCAAGACCUUUCCAGCCAUAUUUUCUUGACCUGCAACAAGCAAUAAUAAAAAACUACAGAGCAUCGCAAAGCAAUAAUACCAAACGGACUCCAACAUUCCCUGAGUUUGUUCAGUAUGUGAUUGACAUCACAGAAAAUUUCACAACAGAAAAAGAUUGGGUAGAACAUGUUGUGUGUUGGACACCUUACUGGGUGCAGUGUGCCAUCUGCUCCUCUGAUUUUCAAGUUGUCAUCAAGUUGGAGACCAUGGAUACCGAUGUACAGUUCCUGGCUGAAGUUGCUCAACUAAGAGAAAUUCAAAAUGUACAAGAGUGGUUGAAUCAGAAUAAUAGUCAUGGCUCAUCAUCUACAGUGAUUCCAGAUUACUUUGGACAGCUAACAAAAAAACAAAUCCAGUUGCUGUACCAGAGAUACAAAUUAGACUUUGAUUUAUUUGGAUAUUCAAUUAAAGAAUAUCUUAGUUAUGGUAGGAUUUAAACAAUAGGAAGUGAACAAUCCCAUGGUUGGAGCACCUCCAUAGUGUAUACUGUGUAUACUGUAGUGUAAUGCGUGUUGAGGGCAUGGCAGAGAGUGAUUAUAACUUGCAUGGUUUUCUGAAGAACACUCAAGAAAGUUAUAUUGUUGUUAAGAGGUAUUUCAGGGACUUAUAUACACAGGCUUGUGUGGAGGCUACUAGAUGUGUAGCCAGGUAUGCCACAGAUGGGAAAGACCACACACAGGAUCUUUCAAAAUGAUGAUGAUGAUGAUGAUAGUAAACAUUGAUGGUCUUAGGUUUACUCCUUGGGUACAAUGAUGCUGUAAUGUGCUGUGACACCACAAUUUUCUGUGGAUGUUGAGCAGCACAGAACAAUACAAACCUUUUUGUAAUCUCUGCAUUGGUCUCAGCCAAUGGGAUUCAAUUAACAUCAAAAUAAGCAAGACAUUUUUAAUUGCUAACAAACUGUCUGGGUGAUAAAUGCAAGAUACAUUUCACCAGAGUUGGUUAUAUAUUUACAUAAACAAUAUAUUAGAUUCACAGCA